GCGAGGCCAGCAGAUCUCGAGGCUCGGGAGCCUGCGCCGCCGCAGGAGGCGGAGGCAGUCCAGGAGCCGCAGCAGGUCCGGUUUCCUCCAGCUCGCCAACGACGUCAUUCCGACGCCGCCGCCUCAGUGGCAUCCUUCUUCACUACGCCCUUCUUCCGGGAGAACAGCCGGAUGAGCCUGGAGGGCCCGGGAUGCGAACCGCUCACCGAUGACUUCGACUACGAGUUCGAGCUUCUGGCGUGCUGGAACCGCACCGCCAAGCACUCUGCCAAGGUGACGAAAUUCCACCGCCUCGUCACGCGCUCAUCUUUGACCAAGCAUCUCAGUGACUUCCCUGAAAAUCUGGAGGAUGGUGGGGCUGUUUUUAUCAUCAAGCCAUUUUCCGUGAAAAAGAUCGCCUGGGACCUCGUGAUUUGCUGCAUCGUCCUGCACGACGGAAUCGUUCUGCCGCUGCAGCUCCUCGGCAUCCAGGUAUCAACGUCCGAUUCCCUGGCAUGGCCGCUCACACUCGUUUGGACGACGGAUUUGAUUGUGUCCAGCGUCAUCGCGUAUGAGCGUACGGAUGGCACUUGGGAGACGCGACUUCCAUACACCUUUCGGCGAUAUUUGUCAGGCUCCUUCUUCCCAGACUUCGUGCUAGCGGCCUUGGCCUGGGUCGAGAGGUUUGUGGAGUCAGGGACCUUCAAGUUCCUGCGUAUCUGCCGACUCUUUCGGCUCUACCGGAUCGAGGCCAUCAUACAGCUCAUCUCCAACAACAUCCGCUCGGAGCGUGCGGUCUUGUGCAUCGGCAUUUCAGGGAAGAUCCUGUGGCUGGCCGUGUUCCUUCAUUUCAUCGCAUGCCUUUGGCUUAGCCUCGGGCGGCAGGAGGGUGGUUGGGUCUCCUACCACAGGCCUGGCACAACCGACAUCCAGCAGUACAGCAUUGCCUUCCAUUGGACCCUGGCGCAAUUCCAUGGGUCCAUGGAGUUGUAUCCUGUCACG
Molecule: messenger RNA, 981 nt
Organism: Symbiodinium pilosum
Lineage: Eukaryota; Dinophyceae; Suessiales; Symbiodiniaceae
Source: the annotation of a GenBank genome assembly